CGAGGAAGAGGGUGGAUUUUUCCUUUCCAUUCCGCCGUCAUCGUCGCCGCGCGCGUCACAAUGGAGAGAGAAUAUGCGUACAACGCAGCAUUAUCAAAGUUGUAUGGCAAUACACAUACGGGCUUUAUAUUUUAUUGUAUUGUAAAUACAAAUAAAAUAAAUCCCGAAGUGCACGGUCGCUUCAUUUAACUCAUACUCGAUUUCUGGAGCCAGUCAGUGCGACGGCAAACAUAAAAGCCAUUAAACACGAAUUCCAUCUGUUUUGUGUGUGCGAUCCAUUCGAAUAUUCCAAAGUUAGUUGAAGACAAUUCAAAGUUUAGUUUGAGAAAAUAAGUGUGGCGAACGUUUCAAUAAGCUGAUAUCCACUUGAAAAAAGACGAAUUGUGAGGUGGUCCCAGAUUUUCGUUUGGUAUUUACUUAUGGACAUAUGACGAUUGAACAAUGAACUUCUCACCAUUUGGAAAUCCAUUCUCAGCCUCGAUUUCGGGCAUUCAUCAGUUUGCAGCUGGUGCUCAAGACUCAUCGAAUCGUUAUCACAACAGUUCGGCAUCAUCGAAUGUUCCAAAUAUGAAUCAUUGCAAUCAAUCGAAUGUGCCGAUAUUGCCGAAAUUUCGUGGCGAUGAUAAUUUGAGUGCAAGUGCGAUGACACAAAAGUACAAUGGCCAUGGCAACAGUAAUUCGAAUGUUAGUACCAAUCCUUAUCAGCCGAAUGUACCCGCAUACACACCAUCGGCCCAUUUACACUCGAACAGCGAUGAAAAACAGCGCCUUGCAAAUUCUUACCAACAAUCGAAUACAUCGAAUUCACAAGGUCAUCAAUCGCAACCAGAACUUACGCAAGAUCUUUGCAAUGCACUAUUGAACCAACAAACGGACGCCAAGAGAGUAUUGCAAAAUGUGAAUUCUGGCUGGCAAUCUUUGACACCGAGUUCAGCAGUUGCUGAUUAUUUAUCACAUUUACCGGCCAGCUUGUCCUUGCAUCAUUUUCUCAAAUACUCGGCGGAAAGCAUCAAAAAGGAAUCGCAAAGUCAGCUAUCGAAUAUUGAUAUGACACACACCCAGAAUUUGGCACAGGGCUUAGGAUUGAACUCCUUGAGUUCGAGCUUAUUAUCGAAUGCAGCCAUUCUGAAUCAAAACCAACAGAGUCAUAUGUCACCGAUGCAAUCACAGUCUCAGCAACAGCAUCUUCCCAUUCCACAAACUCCAAAUGCCCAACAACAAUCCCAUAGCAAUGGAUCGAGUUCCGGCAAUAACAACUUGAUUCAAUCGUCUUCGGCAAACAAUGGUAAUCAAGCUCACAAUCUUACAAACAAUGCAAAUGGCAAUCAAAACGGUAUGAACAAUGGCAACGGAUUGAAUGGCAACAAUACGACUUCGUCGAAAGCCUCAACAGCCACAAAGAAAAAGAAGAAAAAGAAGCCACCGAAGGAAAAGAAACCACGACCAAAACCAGGCGAAAUUCGACUUACAACUGCACUUGACGGCAGCACUCUUUAUGGUUGCCCUGAAUGUCAUAUGGUUUAUCCAGAAAGAGGUCUUCUCGAGGAGCAUUUGGUGGGACAUAACUUAGAACGAAGAUUCAUUUGUGACAUUUGUAAUGCCGCAUUGAAACGCAAAGACCAUUUGACACGCCACAAACAAUCUCACAAUUCCGAGCGACCUUUCGUAUGCACGGUGUGCAUGAAAGCAUUCAAACGCAAGGAACAACUCACUCUUCAUUUUGUCAUUCACAGCGGUGAAAAGCGGCACAUUUGCCAAGAAUGUGGAAAAGGCUUCUAUCGAAAGGACCAUUUACGGAAGCAUACCAGAUCUCAUAUCGCUCGACGGGUCAAAGCUGAACUUUCUCAAACAAAUCAAUCGCCCAAUUUACUAGCAGCACAACAGCUUCAGAACCAAGGGCUGACCCAACAUCAAUUGCAACACCAACAAAAUAACACUUCCUUCAGUUAAAGGUCUUCAAAUGGCUGCAGCCAAAAUGUCAUGACUUUCAUUAAGUCUUCAUCAUAUUAUCAUAAUUUUUUGCCCCCACAAAAUAACAAGUAUUCAUCUUAUUUCACUUCAUCGGUUCAAUUCUUGAUCGGGACUCUUAUGCAAUUCUAAAUUGUACAAUAAUCACCAAUGGCGUUUUUGUCUAUCUCAAACUUUAUGCGCAUAAUUUAUUCCUUUGAUGUAUUUCAAGUAUAGCUUUGUAAGUUUCUAAUCAUAACAUACGCAACCCUUUUUUUAAAUUCUCUCGCAAUGCCGACAAAUUUGGCUCAAGCACAAACGAAAAUCAACAAUGAAAAACACUACAAAUCGUGAAAAUGAAACAUCUCAGUGAUUGUGAUUUUUAUAUUUGUCAUGAAGAAAAAUAAAACGUAUAUAUUUCGAGAAAAAAAAA
Sitodiplosis mosellana (orange wheat blossom midge) is the source of this 2380-nucleotide messenger RNA. RefSeq names its product zinc finger protein 107-like. The transcript has 7 exons. The record is from RefSeq and is a predicted model, not a curated record. NCBI's taxonomy places the organism in Eukaryota, Metazoa, Arthropoda, Insecta, Diptera, Cecidomyiidae. Gene Ontology annotation, cellular component: nucleus. Bases 442 to 1950 code for a protein of 502 amino acids.